Messenger RNA from Xylona heveae TC161, 1579 nucleotides. RefSeq names its product Pal1-domain-containing protein. The transcript has 2 exons. The record is from RefSeq and is a predicted model, not a curated record. Gene Ontology annotation, cellular component: cytoplasm. The coding region runs from base 184 to 1179 and encodes 331 amino acids. NCBI's taxonomy places the organism in Eukaryota, Fungi, Ascomycota, Xylonomycetes, Xylonales, Xylonaceae.
AAUCCUACUGUGCCUAAUCACAGCGCCAGCAGGUCCACCGGCGACCAGAAGAGCGGCCGAUUGCCCCCAUCUGCUCGGCCACAAAGGCCCUCUCAGGAGCCUCUCGACAUCUUUGCCGAUCCCAUUGACGUCUCUCGUGCUCGCGAGAAUCGUCGACCCCGAGGAAACUCGGAGUCUUCGGCCAUGGAUCGCGCCUCUAAAAUCUUUGCUGAGACGGAGCAGGAAGAGAGAAGGCGCCGGCGUCGCGAGAGGGAGGCACGUCACAAGGACGAGAGACGACGCGAAAAGGGUUCUUCAUCGCGGAGCAAGAGGCACCUUCAAACCCUGGACCUAAUCGACAAGCUUGAUGUCACCGGUCUUUAUGGACCAGGGCAGUUUCAUCACGAUGGGCCUUUUGAUGCGUGCAAUCCUCACCGCAAUCGUAAGAAGGAUGGUCGGGCUCCCAUGCAAGCAUUUCCGGAAGAUUCGACCAACAACGCCCUGGGCGGGCCGGGUCCUCUAAACAAGAAUAUUGACCUCAAUCUUUUCCACGGUCGCACUGCCGAUGCGACACAGGACUUUGGCUCGGCAGGCCUUGAACCUGAAGGAAUCCGUCCAAGGGGUGCAGACCGUCCGGAGGACUUCAACGCUAAUCAGCGUAUUACACAAGUGCAUGGUGAUGAGAGCAUGGGUCUCGGCACCUCCACCUUUCUUGAAGGCGCACCUGCGUCUCGAUCUGCGAUUCAACGCCGUCAAUCUGAGACUGAGGGUACAGCCCCGCAGUUCGCUGGUGGUCUUCAACGCAAGCGGUCUUUGGCGCAGCGAAUUCGUGGCAUUUCGGCGAAUCCACACUCCAAUGGCCGAAUUGUGUCCCCGGAGCCUCGCUAUGACUUCCGUGGUUCAGGCGAGUUAUCCCCCAGGCAGCCGAUCACGGUCCAAAGUGCGGGUGGCAGGAGUCGACUCAGUGAGAAGAACCCCUUCUUUCACGACUACGAUGAUGCCUAUGAAAAGAAGGGCGCCAGCAUCAAGAUUGCAGAGAACGAGCGCACCGGAAGAGCUCGAACACCUAGCUCGCCUAUGAGAGGUUUAGAGAGGCGGUCAACUUCGGACGGCUAUGGAGAGCCCGAGUCUAAACCGAGCGGGUUUUUGAGCCGUGUCAAGAGUAUUAAGGGCCCUCGUCGCUCCCGGCCUGAGCGGUGAGUGCAUUGUUGACUAGGCAAUCAUGUUCACGGAGCGGGGCGCCUAAAGCCAUACUUGAGUGUUCAUUGCUACCCGUGAACGGGGUAAAACUACUGCCUUGCUCUGUCCAUUUGAGGUCUUACUUCUAUUCUACAUUGAACAUGCACGCCAUGGAGCUGGGGAAGAAGGGUGUUUCGCGUUCCAGCGUUGUAAUCUCGGGAAGUGCGUUGUUUAACGACUUGGAAAACGUCGGCAACAUCGUUGGUUUCCCUUCUUUGCCAUUUGGUUUGGGUUAAUGAAUAAGGUUGUUCAUGUGGCUUGCUUGAGGCUCCGUCUAUCAAUAUCAGUUUGUCUGGUUUUCCCUUUUUUUUUUUUUUUUUUUUUUUUAAUUUCUUCUGCUGCAGGAUAGUCUGGGUCUGGG